AUGGAGAAGCAGGACAAGCGACCAAGAUGGACGACAGUUGUGAGGCGCGGAAAAGCGGCGCCGCAACGGGAGGCCCCAGCCGCCCGGAAGCGACCUCUUCCUGGUUCUGAAGCUCUUCAAAGACCUCCGCCGACUGUCCUCGCGAAUGCUUCUUCGAGUGAGCAGUGGGCUGCUCACUGGCCUUUGCUGCCGAAAUCUCAAAAUGUUGGACGAAGGGCGGGAACCGAGACAGUCACCCAAAAUGACUGCGUCGAGCCCCCGCAGCGACUGGAAGAGGCUCGCCAGCAGUCUGCCAUGUCGGCUUCCACAGAUGCUGAAGACAGUCCUGAAGGCCUUGUAAAGUCUUUGGAGGAAACUGCAAGUCAUGGGAAACGCGAGCCACAAGCUGCUGCUUGCGAGUUGGAAAACGCAGAGCGGCAACAGGAGCAACGCAGAGAACUGGCCGCACUUGCUAGUCUAUCAAACAAGAUCCAGCAGCCACAGCUUCUUCAAAAUGCCAACUUGAAGUUUUCAACUGUGAACAUUGUCUGCUCCAACCCACGGCUCUACAGAGCAGAACGGGGAGCGGCGGCCUCAGUGUUCAACUACAGUGGAGAACGAGCAGCCCCGGGUGAACUAAUUCAUGCAGCGCAAUUUGUGCUCAAACUGUUGGAGGCCAAAGCGCGCAGAGAUGAGUUCAUGAAAAGAGCGGACGAAGCUCUUCUUACAGGCCCCUGCCGAGGCUUGAGCAAUCAGCAAGAGGGCAUUCAUGAAGCAGCAACAGUGCAGUCGAGCGCGCCUGAUUGCACCUCAAAUCCCGCCGGACAGCAGCAUGCUCUUACUAAUGAAGAGCUAGCAAGUUCUACGCUACAGAGAGAACUGCAAGAGUGCCAAAUUGAGGAAACUGCAUUCAUUGACUUCAUUCCUCAUGUUCUGCAUGCGUUUCGAGCCGUCAUAAGACGGUCAGCAGCCCCUGCUGACGCCCCGAUUUAUCAGCAGGUCAUGAAUUUAGAAGGCUUUCUCGUGGACGCUGCAGCCAACAGCGCAGCCGCUGGCGGCUCCGAACCAACUGAACAGCUGAAGGCCCACUUCCCUUUGGGUAAUCGAAGCGCGCAGCAGCUAAGCGUCCAGCACCUCAACGAGGCGACAACACAUGAAGACUCGACGCUGGAGCGGUUGGAUCGAAAACAUCAAGAAUUUAUUGUGCAGCAGAAAGAACUUUCUGCUCAACGAAGAGUCGGCGCGUUGGCGUGUUCCUCCAUUCGUGCACCAUUUCUGGUCAUACCUUCUCAGCUUCCUUCCCAUUCUACUCGCUUGCAAGAAAUCCUGCUUCACCCUACAUUUCCACUGCUGUUCAAUGGUCAGAAGGCGUUGAAGCAAGUGAAAACGGAUAGUGGCUCUGCAACCGAAGAGCAACGGAUGGAGGCACAGCAGGAAGGCCAGAGGGAUUUCAUACUGGAAAAUCACGUGCUGCACCGGCCUCACAAGAAGGAGCUUUCCAUCAACCCUAUUCAGAGGCCGCAGUCAGUGAGAAGUGAAGCAGCUAAGAAUUUCCACUUUGGGGAGGUGACGCCCGCGGACAGAAACUCAGGCCAUCCGUACCCCAGCUUGGGCUUUUUCCUAUGCCCUCAAUUGGACAGGUCUAUUCCCGGAGCGCUGGACAACCAUAAUAAUCAGGGCUUUUCUGCUUUCCCUCAACACUUCUCACAGACUGUAAACACAUGCGAUGUUGCCCAAGCAUACCUUGACUGCCGAAGAUUUGCACCGAACAGCGGACAGCCAGAUUGGCUUCAGGAAGAAGCCCCACCAACAGCGUUGAACGCUUCGGAGCCAUCAGUAUUGCACAGAAUCGCAGGCUUCUCCGAAUUAACUGCAAGCGGCUCCGUGGCCAAAGACCCAUUCGGGCGUGUUUGGCAGCCCAGCUUGCAUGAGUUUCAGACACAGUUAUGUGGUCAGCUUCAAAACAGAUGUGCACGCCAGCCCAUUCCCGCUGUACUACUGCACCAUGACAAAUCUAGUGAAGAGUGGUCAAGAGUCAACGCAAAACUCGGGGAGUGGAUGCCUCACCAAAGGUCGCUACAGCACUUGCAUUCACUUCUGACGAUUCCACCGCCGGCUCCUGGGCUUGCUGCUGGUAAACUUCAGGGUUGGUGCGGCAGCUGGUUUUGGCCGCAUUCACUGGCCAACUUAUUCGACCAGAACUAUAUUUCAGAAAGAACAGAAGCCGGGGGCCCUAUUGUGGCAAAUCAGCAACAUGGAAAGCCUGUUUGGGAUGUUCACAAUCAAGAUGCAGCAGAUUGGGCCACCUGCAAAAGACUCUUUUCGGGCGUCGUGUCCGCUUCUCACUUACAUGACGAACUUCACAAACAAGACUGCAGCUCGAGCACACAGCACAGCGGGGAUAAAGAGCUAGCGCAUCUCACACACAGCACAGGCGAUGUGCAACUUAGGGAUGAUAAGAGCAGCCGCAAGCUACCGCGUGCGCAGUGGGAGCGACUGAAGCAGCUGCGACAGCUAUCGGCGCAGCAGCGCGAGCCACGAACUUCGCAACACGAAAAACAACAACAAACAGGAACACAGCUUGAAGUGGCCCCUCGGCAGCAGCAGCAGCAACGCUCACAAAAGAAUCGGCAGCGACAGCGCAAGCCGCAGCAAGAACAGAAGCAGCCGCAGAACACACAGGUAGCUGAACCACUCAAAGUAUGA
This is a messenger RNA of Eimeria necatrix, 2685 nucleotides long. RefSeq lists its product as hypothetical. NCBI's taxonomy places the organism in Eukaryota, Apicomplexa, Conoidasida, Eucoccidiorida, Eimeriidae. The record is from RefSeq and is a predicted model, not a curated record. The transcript has a single exon. The coding region runs from base 1 to 2685 and encodes 894 amino acids.